AUGUUUGCGAGUGCGAGUAAUCUUCAAAUUCAUUGAUUUGGAAACAAUGGCAUACAAACUCCAACAAGAGGGGAGGGGAAAAAUACAUGCAACAUUGUGUGAUUUGCAGUAAAAAUAUUGAAUAUUCAAGCUAGGGCGGAUGGAACCACCUUCCUUGAAAUAGCAGAUUUUGAUUUUCAGUUGGAAUUUUUUUAACUAACGAGUUUUCAGAUCCAAAUUUCCCAAGUCGUUGCAGUGGUGGACUUGGGGCAGUUGCGCGUCGUUUCUUCCGUUGGAAGCAUUUGAUUUUGUCGACAACCAACACCAACACACAGAGAGAGGAUUCAGUCAAUCGAGAAUGAGGAGGUGCUCUUGCGACUACCGGUACCUCCUCCUCGUCGCCGCCGUGCCGUUCAUCUACAUCCAGAUGCGCCUUUUUGCCACGCAAUCAGAGUAUGCGGAUCGCCUAAAUGAUGCUAUCGAGGCAGAAACUCAGUGUACAAGACAGACACGAUUACUAAUUGAUCAGAUUAGCUCACAACAAGGGCGACUUCUUUCUCUUGAAGAAGAAAAGAAACGCCAAGAUCUGGAAUGUAGCCAGUUGAGAGCUCUUGUUCAAGAUCUGCAACGUAAGGGUGUUGAGAAACUGGUUGGUGAUGUACAGGCUCCAGUAGCAGCUGUCGUGGUUAUGGCAUGUAACCGUGCUGAUUACCUUGACAGGACUAUUAAAUCAAUUUUUACGUACCAAAAACCUGUUGCAUCAAAAUAUCCUCUCUUCAUAUCACAGGAUGGGCCAGAUCCGAAGGUUAAAAGUACAGCAUUGGGUUAUGAUCACCUAACCUACAUGCAGCAUCUAGAUUAUGAACCUGUGCAUACAGAAAGGCCUGGGGAGAUGAUAGCAUACUACAAGAUUGCACGGCAUUAUAAGUGGGCACUAGAUCAAUUGUUCUAUAAACAUAAAUUUAGCCGGGUGAUCAUCCUUGAAGAUGAUAUGGAAAUUGCUCCUGAUUUCUUUGACUAUUUUGAGGCUGGGGCUGCCCUCAUGGACCGUGACAAGUCCAUCAUGGCAAUUUCUUCAUGGAACGACAAUGGACAAAAACAGUUUGUACAUGACCCUUAUGUGCUUUACCGCUCAGAUUUUUUCCCGGGCCUUGGGUGGAUGCUUACAAGAUCCACAUGGGAUGAACUUUCUCCAAAAUGGCCAAAGGCUUAUUGGGAUGAUUGGCUGAGACUGCAAGAAAAUCACAAAGGACGACAAUUCAUUCGCCCAGAAGUAUGCAGAACAUAUAAUUUUGGAGAGCAUGGUUCCAGUAUGGGUCAGUUCUUCAAACAAUAUCUUGAACCCAUAAAAUUGAAUGACGUCCAGGUUGAUUGGAAGUCAAUGGACCUGAGCUACCUGGAGGAGGACAAGUAUGUGGAGCACUUUGCUGAUUUGGUAAAAAAAGCGACUCCUAUACAAGAAACCAAUGCUGUUCUGAAGGCAUCUAACAUAAAAGGAGAUGUCCGUAUUUUGUACCGAGACCAGCAAAACUUUGAGCAGAUUGCAAGUCAGUUCGGUAUUUUUGAAGAAUGGAAGGACGGUGUCCCAAGAGCAGCAUAUAAAGGAGUAGUAGUUUUCCGGUAUCAAACACCGAAACGUGUGUUCCUUGUCGGCCCAGGUUCUUUAGGACAACUGGGAAUCAGAUAGACUAGAUCAGAUCCAUGUUCAUUCCAAUAACUUGAUGAGAUUUUGAUUGAACCAUAGGUGGUUUUGCUUCUAGCAAAUUUUAUACUGCAUUUUGCACCAUGUAUUAUACAAAUACAAUUAUAGUGAUUUGUUUUAAUUGCUCA
Molecule: messenger RNA, 1809 nt
Organism: Salvia hispanica
Lineage: Eukaryota; Viridiplantae; Streptophyta; Magnoliopsida; Lamiales; Lamiaceae
Source: RefSeq, a predicted model, not a curated record